AUGGUAAUUGAUCUAAUUAUCAUUGCUUCACAGGUGCGGGAUGAGUUCUCUGAUUUCAGGGAAUCCACUAUUGCUGCAUUUCUUACGCAGUCUGUCAAACUGGAUGAGAAUUCAACCAUUAAAUUUGAGAUCUGGGACACGGCUGGCCAAGAGCGAUACAAGUCUUUGGCUCCCAUCUACUUCAGAAAUUCGAACGCCGCUGUGAUUGUCUACGAUAUUACACAAACUUCCUUCGAGAAAGCGAAGCAAUGGGUCAAAGAAUUGAAGCGCAGCGCAGACCCAUCCAUCGUGAUCAUGCUGGUUGGAAACAAGAUUGAUAUGGCAUCUCAGCGAAAGACUCCCCGUGAGCUCGGACAACAGUUUGCGGACGAGGAAGGAUUGCUGUUCACGGAGGCCAGCGCAAAAACUGGAGAAGAAGUAGAAGAGUUGUUCCAUGCAAUUGCCAAGAAGCUUCCUCUCGCACCUCCACAACAGAGAAGUCAGAGUUCGAGCAAGGGUGUCAACGUGUCCGGACAAGAAGCUACGCCCCAGGCUUGCACUUGUUAG
Cryptococcus wingfieldii CBS 7118 is the source of this 546-nucleotide messenger RNA. RefSeq names its product rab family protein. Bases 1 to 546 code for a protein of 181 amino acids. Gene Ontology annotation, molecular function: GTPase activity; GTP binding. The transcript is spliced from 7 exons. Lineage: Eukaryota; Fungi; Basidiomycota; Tremellomycetes; Tremellales; Cryptococcaceae. The record is from RefSeq and is a predicted model, not a curated record.